AUGUCCUACCUAUAUCCUAGGCAAGACGCCCUCCAGAAGACCUUCGCCAGCCCGGCUGCUUUGGGCCAGUCUCAGCAUGGCGUAAAGGCAAGAAGCACACCGUACCAGGCCCGCCCAGAGCUCUAUGGAGCUUGGUCCGUUGUCGACGAUGCUAAGAGCAAGACAAACAAGCUGGGGGCAGAGGCGACCAAGGAAUUCGAGAAGGCCAGCGCCGCAGCCCAGUCAAAGGCCGGCAAGAUCGAGCUGUAUUCUGGCAAAUACUACGCGGCUUGCACCUUUGGUGGAUUGAUGGCCUGUGGUCUCACACAUACCGCUGUCACUCCUCUGGAUCUGGUCAAGACCCGGCGUCAAGUUGACUCGAAGCUCUACAAGGGCAACUUCCAGGCAUGGGGAAUGAUCUACCGUACUAAUGGUCUCCGUGGCAUCUUCACCGGCUGGAGCCCGACUUUCUUCGGUUACUCUGCCCAGGGUGCCUUCAAAUACGGAUGGUAUGAGUACUUCAAGAAGACAUACUCCGACUUCGCAGGUGCCGAGAAUGCGUACAAGUACAAGACCGGCAUCUAUCUCGCCGCGUCUGCCUCCGCCGAGUUCCUCGCCGACAUUGCCCUCUGCCCCUUCGAGGCCGUGAAGGUCCGCAUGCAGGGCUCGAUCCCCUCGCCGUACACGGGCACUCUAGACGGCAUCAGCAAGAUCACGGCCAAGGAAGGCUGGAGCGGUCUGUACAAGGGCAUCUACCCUCUGUGGGGUCGCCAGAUCCCCUACACCAUGAUGAAGUUCGCCUCGUUCGAGACCAUUGUCGAGAUGAUCUACGAACGCCUGCCAGGCCAGAAGAGUGACUACAGCAAGGCCGCGCAGACCGGUGUGUCCUUCACCGGUGGUUAUCUGGCUGGAAUUCUGUGCGCCAUCGUUUCCCACCCUGCCGAUGUCAUGGUCAGCAAGUUGAAUGCAUACCGCGAGCCCGGCGAGGCAUUUGGCGCUGUGGUUUCGAGAAUAUACAAGGAUAUCGGUUUCGGCGGGCUGUGGAACGGUCUCCCUGUCAGAAUCGUCAUGAUUGGAACAUUGACUGGUCUGCAGUGGAUGAUCUAUGACUACUUCAAGAUCUUCAUGGGCCUGCCCACAACUGGAGGUGCCGCUCCGCCGCAGGAGAAGAAAUAG
This is a messenger RNA of Phaeoacremonium minimum UCRPA7, 1155 nucleotides long. Its product is annotated as putative mitochondrial phosphate carrier protein 2 protein. The record is from RefSeq and is a predicted model, not a curated record. Gene Ontology annotation, biological process: mitochondrial phosphate ion transmembrane transport. NCBI's taxonomy places the organism in Eukaryota, Fungi, Ascomycota, Sordariomycetes, Togniniales, Togniniaceae. Gene Ontology annotation, molecular function: phosphate transmembrane transporter activity. The transcript is spliced from 3 exons. The coding region runs from base 1 to 1155 and encodes 384 amino acids. Gene Ontology annotation, cellular component: mitochondrial inner membrane.